Messenger RNA from Impatiens glandulifera, 1085 nucleotides. RefSeq lists its product as uncharacterized. The transcript is spliced from 6 exons. The coding region runs from base 259 to 846 and encodes 195 amino acids. Lineage: Eukaryota; Viridiplantae; Streptophyta; Magnoliopsida; Ericales; Balsaminaceae. The record is from RefSeq and is a predicted model, not a curated record.
UUUAAGAUCAGAUCUCUUGCACUCUGCAGAUUCUCGUGUUCGUGUUCGUCUUAGACGGUGGUCGGCGUCAAAGGUUGUUUGUUGUAUCGUCGGAAAGAAUUGGAACAUCGAAAUCAGCUCCAUCUGUUUGCCUUCAUUGAUUCAAUUCAGACUCCAUUUGAAUUUGAUCCUCAGUUAGGGUUUAGGGAGUCAAACUAAAGCCAGAGGUGCAGCAGCGGCUGAAGGGUUUAUGCUUGAACUGUCUUUGGAGGAAUAAUAAUGUUAGGGAAGAGGCUCAUCUCCUUCCUGAAGAAACCUUCAUCAUUGCAGCUCUCAAGUUCUGCGAAAUUGGGUGAGAAUUCAGAAGCCAAGCCAUGGGGUCGUAGGAUUAUUUCAGGUGCCUUGAUUUGCCUUACAGGUGGUGUUGCUCUGAGUGCCAUUAACGACCUUGUCAUUUAUUAUGGCUGUAGCAGCAUAGCUAUGGAGAAGGCCACCCAUAACAAGGCAGUUAUAGAUGCAAUUGGAGAGCCAAUUGUGAGAGGGCCUUGGUACAAUGCUUCACUUGCAGUUGCUCACAAGAGACACUCUGUUUCCUGCACAUUUCCUGUUUCUGGACCUCAGGGAACUGGAGUCCUCCAGUUAAAAGCUGUUCGAAAUGGAGAAGAUACAUGGCUUUCGUUCAUGAGGAAUCAUAGUGAUUGGGAAAUACUUGUGAUGGAAGCCCUAGUCCAUAUUCCCUCAAAUGAAGAGAAACAGCAAACUAUGAGGAUUAGUGUUUCAGACAACUUUCCUCUAGCUGCCGGGCCAGCUUGCACAGAUUGCACACGAUCGGCACCAUUGGAUGAAGUGAAAACUGGAUCUCCUUAAUGUACACAUUUUUGAUCCGGGUGAGAUUUUGAUUCUUUGAAAGCCAUUUUACUAGGAAUUGAAAUAUCCUUUUGAAAACAUUGAAUAAAUUUGUAGAAUGUAUUUGGAUUAAUAAGGAAACUUGGAGCUUGUUUGAUCUUUGGUUAUUUGAGGUUUAUUUUUUGGUUUUGUCCAAAAAAAACUUUGUUUUUGUCCUUUUGUAUUCUAAAUUUAAAUUUAAUAAAAAUAAAUUAUGAGUA